CGUCACUAGCGGAGCAAUGGCGAACGACGACGACUCGCGCGAAGAUAUCUGUGAUUGUUUGUUAUCAACGCGCGUCUAUCUGUGUCUAUCGCGCGCGUAGCCUGUGAUUUUCAUCAGUCUUUUUGCUUCUUCUCGCUUGAGACAGCGCGAGGCGAAAGAUUGCGCCUCGAAAAGACUGCAUUUGUUUGUAGAAGAGAAGGGUGAGGAAAAAAAGAGUGAUAGUCGGGGAGCGAGGAUAAUGCGCGACUUCGACAGGACGAGAGCAUAAAAGUGCGGACAUAACGUGAGAGUGUUGGAUCCUGGUAUUUCGUGUCAAUUGCAUCACGCCGAUAUUGAAUGACAGAGAACGAUGCUCGAUCCAUGAAGAUCGACACAUUGGUGAACAAACGGAGGACAAGUGAGUGUCGCAGAUGCCUCUUUCAGCUGGCUCCUCGAGAAGACUACAAGAUGCUACAACGUUCUUCCGCUAACUCUUUACUCUAACAUCAUAAAGCAUGACAAUGCACAGCUUUAAGAUACAAGAUGAACUUGACCAGUGUCAUUGACGACAAUAAGUUUAUAGCAGACAAUGAAUAAUAUACAUCAAAAGCUGAUAAAACACAUCUAUCCGAAAUACAUGAUCAAUGUAACCUGGGAUCGACCCCGUCAAGUUGAAAGAAAUGUUCAAGGGGCAUCGUGUAUAAUUCUUACGUCGGCGAGAAAUUAUUGUGGAAUACACAACAAGGUCAUCGAGUAUUUGCUGAGACAUUCAGGCUAUGAGUAGCCAAAAAACUAAAACGCUAUCUUCACUAGCUAACGAUGGAUCUCUGAGUCCGCUGCAAUAACUCCCUGAUGCACUUCUGGCUCAACAAACCGCCGGGCAGGUUCGGCGGCCGAUAUCCUGCCACACCUAUGCCCAAAUCACACAGCCAAUGUCGGCGCAGCGGCCAACAUAGGCAAAUGAUGAGUCCUGUGCAUCAAUUCCAGGGCCUCGCAGGUAAUCUCGCAGCCGGAAACGCAUCUCCAGCCGGACCUAGUAAUGUCAAUAACUCCUACCGAAGCUUCGCUCGUUCAACGACGUCUGCGCGAAUCCAUAACAAUGAGAAUCAUCAUCACGGUUCGUCAUCGCUCAGCGCCGUCCAACUCGCUCAGCUGAACAACAUCCCCAACAAUGUCACCGACGCUAGCAACAAUCAACUAAUUCUGUCUAAUACGACCGGCAUGAAUAGUACAGAACGGAAUAGAAGCCUACUAACAGGAAGCGUCUUUGAAUUACGGCAGGCUGAGUUGGCCGGCUUCCGACUGCGCUGUGGGAUUUGGUCUACCUUUGCUCUAGCAACAGUCUUUGUAGCGGCGGCUAAAUUCUACUUCGGUUAUCGGGGGCCUGGCCUGGAGAUACUCGUGUUUUGCGGGCUACUGAUAUUUCUGUUGUCCGCUUGUUUAUACUCGAUCUUCUGCAAGUACAAUCAUGAAAGGAAUUACAAUUACAAUAGUCGGUCAGAGCAUAAUGCUCGUAUACAGGAGGAUCAUAUCGUUGCCCUAACAAACGCGUCCAGCAUCGGCGACAGCAUUGUCAGUAGAACGACGGCAACAGUGCCGACGACGACGGUGAGGCAGAACCUUCCUCCACCACCUUAUCACAUCGCUAUCCUGAUACCGCCGCCAUCACAGCCGCCACUUGCACCUUUAGACGAGGCGCCGCCACCCUCUUACGACAAGAUCUGCGAUGAAAUCGCCGACGCGGCGUAAAAUCGAACUAAAACGCUUGUCUAAGAAUUCUUCCUUCGACAUUUUUAUGUCCGCUACGUAAAGCAGCACAAAUCAAUUCUCUAGGUUUAAGCAACAUUGACGUCUGUGAUAAGAGCGCAAUGAUGAUGACACAUCGACAACACAUCGGGGGUUUGAUUCGGGGAAAGAAAAGAUUCACGCGGCGAUAUUUUUUAGUGGGCAUUACUGAGAGAGCCGCGCUCCGCCAAUGAAUUUCCGUUUGGUCGGAUAAAAUGUAUUAUAUUCUAAUCUUUUUAUACUUUACUAUAUGAAACUGUGUGAUAUAUUUAACUUAGGUUUAGCUGCAACGCAGCGCGUUGCUGGAUACUUGGUCGAUCCAUUCAUUUAUUCUUCCAGUUAGGACUUUCGCGAGGGGACCGCUCACAUUCGAACGCGGUUCUUCGAGGUGUAUAAUUCCAAGAAUUCACUCGAUUAUGUUCGAUUACUUAAUUGUCUUCACGAUCUUAUAGAACGUGUAUACAAAGAAAUAUACAAAGAUAACACACACACACACACACACACACGGAUGUGUGUACAUAUAUAUACACACAGAUACAUAUGAAAGAAAAUAAACUUACGAAUUUGAGCCUAGGUGUCAAAUUUGCAAAACAUGUGCAUAAUCGUCACUCAAGAUAAAGUGGUAAUAGUAGCCGCGCGCGUUUGGCGUACAAUUUCUGUUAUCAAAUAGGUGUAACAUUUUGUCCACCAAACACGCUCGUUACCAAAUAUCGUAUAUACGAUAUACAUUGCGUGCUUCACGUGACAUAGAAGAAGCACGCGCAUAUGACGUUUUACGAUAGUUUAUGAAUAAUACGGAAAUGUUAAGCUACGAGUUUUCGUGCGAAAUAUAACACGAUUUUGUAUUUCUUUUUCCAUGAAUGCAAAGUAAGAGCGAGAGAAAGAGAGAGAAAGAAAGAAUGUAUGCACAAAUGUAAAUGACCGUUUAUGUCAUAACUCUGUAUAUUUAAGAACAGCUACAUAUAUAAUACAUGAUGUGAGAUCCUGUUUGAAUGUUCUUCGUAACUAUAAGUCGCAAGUGUAUUGUAAUGUACAAAACUCAUCGUCAUUUCUAACUGCACUUACAAUCUCGUUUUUAUUUCAAAGAUACAAAAGCAAAACUCUGUUUCUGUAUGACGAUAAAUUAUCGAUUUAUUCAAAAAGUAUUGCGAAAAGCGGAACGGAAAAUAAAGUGGAAUUACAGAAUAUGAAUUUUGCUUUUAUACUUUUUCAAGUUUCUUUUCUGCCUGAGUGUAUGCAUUUAUUUUAUUUUGAAUUAUAGAAAGUCUAAGACAGUGCAAUCGAAGAAGAGCACAGGGACCUAUUUUUCCUACAUCAUUUCAUAAUUUAAGAAAAUCGCGGUCGAUGCGCAUGUCGUUUCGUUCGUAAAAAGCAUGUUCAUUGAGUCCGUUCUUAUUUACACUUU
Molecule: messenger RNA, 3169 nt
Organism: Mycetomoellerius zeteki
Lineage: Eukaryota; Metazoa; Arthropoda; Insecta; Hymenoptera; Formicidae
Source: RefSeq, a predicted model, not a curated record